UUCAGGGAAACUCAUUCAGAGCAGGGAAGUAGGACAACUUUGCCCAGCUAUCAGUUACCUCUUUCUAAGGAAGAAGCUCUCGUCUCUGCGGAUCCCAACCCGCAUCGAUGUGAAAGGGCAUUCGCCCACCAUCGUUUCAACAGGAAAAAUGCCCGUCAGAAGAGGAGAGGCCACAGUCAUGGAAGAAGUGAUAUGGGAGCAGUUCACUGUGACUUUACAAAAGGACUCCAAACGGGGGUUUGGUAUAGCAGUAUCAGGUGGAAGAGAUAACCCCAACUUUGAGAACGGUGAAACCUCCAUCAUUAUCUCUGAUGUUUUGGAAGGGGGCCCGGCAGAUGGGUUACUUCACGAAAAUGACCGGGUUGUCAGUGUUAAUGGCUGUCCAAUGGAAAAUGUGCCUCAUUCCUAUGCUGUACAACAAUUAAGAAAAUGUGGGAAAGUAGCCCAAAUAACUGUGAAAAGGGGUCGGAGAGUCCCUACUCGGCAGCCUGUGAUCGAACCUGAGAAUCGGUUCUUCGAUGUGGCUGAUGACUACGAUCGCAGAAGCGAGCACAGUAUCCAGAGUGACAGGAGUGAUGGUGGGCCCAAAGGAUAUGGCUACAGCCAAGACUACAGCCCAGACAGAAGCUACAGCCGGGAUAGAGAGCGUGGCAGGAGUUAUGAGAGAAGCCAAAGUAGAGAACGUAGCUACAGCAGGGAUCACAGCAGGGGGAGGAUAUAUGAUGAGGACAGAGGUCAUGAGAGAAACUACGGGCGUGAAGGUCAUGGGCGGGCGAGGAUGUAUGAUGAAGACCAGGCUUAUGAUAGAGCGUAUGAACAAGGUGACCGAAUCCGGGGAAGGACACACGAAGAGGACUGGGGUUAUGAUGGUGCCUACGAGCAAGGUGAUAGAGGUCGCAGAAGGACGUACGAUGAGGAUCGGGGUCGUAAUAGAGCCCACGAGUACUCCAGAGAACCAGCAAGAGCCCCGAGCCGUGAUCGACUCAAAUCCAGAAGCCCGUCGCCUGAAUCCUCCUCUUAUUCUUAUGACCGGGGGCUACCAAAGCCCUACAAGGUUAUGUUGGUUAAGAGCAAACUAAAUGAAGAAUAUGGCCUUCGAUUGGGCAGCCAGAUCUUCAUCAAAGAGAUGACAGGAGUAGGCCUGGCUGCCAAGGAUGGAAACUUGCACGAAGGGGAUAUUGUCCUCAAGAUCAAUGGGACUGUCACUGAAAACAUGUCCCUGGCUGAUGCUCGAAAAUUGAUUGAAAGGUCACGUGGGAAGCUCCAGCUUGUUGUGCAAAGAGAUAUGAAGCAAACAUUAAUCAGCAUUCCACCCAUGGAUGAUAGCGAGUCUGAUUCAGAAGGUAUUUCUGAAAUCGAUUCAAACCCCUCGUGCUCACCUCCUCCAGAAGAAAGGAAAUCCCCACAUUCCGAUGCUUCUUCACAUUCUUCUGGGAGAACUACUGACAAGAAAAGUUCCAAAGAGGAGCCCUCCAGCAGACUGGCAAGAAUGGGAGCCAUGCCAACUCCAUUUGCAACGAGGACUGACCUGCCCACUGCUGUUGACUAUGAGAAGGAAGAUCUUGGGGUGGAUUACAGAGCCUCCAAAGUAGAAGAACCAGUAGUAAUGGCUCCUAAGAAGUUUCUCCAGCCAAGUCCAGAAGAUCAGGAGAUCUUUGGUCCAGAUACGAAAAUGGUGCAAUUCAAGAAAGGAGAUAGUGUUGGCCUCCGACUUGCUGGCGGCAACGAUGUAGGGAUCUUUGUGGCGGGAGUGCAGGAAGGUAGCCCGGCUGAGAAUGAAGGACUUGAGGAAGGAGAUCAACUCCUCAAGAUAAACUCCAUGGAUUUCCGUAGUAUCGUGCGUGAAGAAGCUGUUCUGUAUCUUCUAGAAAUUCCAAAGGGUGAAGAUGUGACCAUCCUCGCUCAGAGCAAGUAUGACGUGUACAAAGAUAUAAUUAACUCCGGCCGUGGCGAUUCGUUCUUCAUUAGGACGCACUUUGAGUAUGAAAAAGAGACUCCACAGAGCUUGAAUUUUGCCAGGGGAGAAGUCUUUAAGGUUUUGGACACCCUAUACAAUGGCAAGCUGGGAAACUGGUUAGCAGUAAGAAUCGGUCCUGACAACAUCAAACAACUGGAGAAAGGAAUCAUCCCAAAUAAAAGCAGAGCUGAGCAAAUGGCCAAUGUGCAAAAUGUCCAGAAGGCAACUUCAAGUGACCGAGGGGAUUUCUGGAGGUCACGAGGUCAACGAGCGGCAAUGAAGAAGAAUCUUCGGAAGAGUCGCGAGGAUCUCACUGCUGUGCCAGUUAGCACCAAGUUCCCAGCAUACGAAAGGGUUGUUCUUCGGGAAGCUGGCUUUAGGCGGCCUGUGGUGCUCUUUGGGCCCAUCGCUGAUAUAGCUACAGAGAAGCUAGCAACAGAUUUACCGGAGAGCUACAAAAUUGCAAAAACUGAACCCAGAGAUGCAGGCUCUGAAAGGUCAUCUGGUGUGGUUCGAUUGAACACUGUCAGGCAGAUUAUUGAAGAGGACAAGCAUGCUUUACUGGACGUUACGCCCAAGGCUGUGGAUCUGCUGAAUUACACGCAAUGGUACCCGAUCGUUAUCUUCUUUAACCCAGACAGCAAGCAAGGUGUUAAAACCAUGAGGCAGAGACUGAAUCCAACGUCCAGCAAGAGUUCCAAGAAGUUGUACGACCAAGCUGUCAAGCUAAGGAAGAGCUGUUCUCAUCUUCUUACAGAGACAAUUGAUCUCAAUUCCUCACAUGAUGGCUGGUAUGGAUUGGUAAAGGAUCUGAUUAGAGAUCAUCAGGCUUCUGCAGUUUGGGUUUCCGAAGGCAAGGCCGAUGGACUGGGAGACGAAGACCUUGAGAUGCCUGAUGACCGCAUGUCCUAUCUGUCAGCUAUGGGUGCUGACUACCUCAGCUGUGAUAGCCGAUUGAUGAGUGACUAUGAUGAUACAGACACAGAGGGUGGUGCCUAUACAGACAACGAGCUGGAUGAGCCAGUCAAUGAGCCUCGAGUAUCUUCUGUUGCCAGAUCAUCAGAACCAGUGCAGUUGGAGGAGCAGAGGCCAAGUCCAGAGCCAGCUGUAGCUAGAGGACAGAUGAGGAGAGCAGGCAGCAGGGAAGUCCUGAGAGAUCCCAGCCCCCCUCCUGACUUCAGACCUGAGCCACCAAAGGCCAAAGUUGAUGUGCACGCAUAUGCGAAAGAGCCCCCAAGGCCAUACUACGAUUCUCGUUACAGUAGCUCAAGUCCUGGGAGCAGCGAGCACCCCCGUAGUCAGGAAGCACCUGUCCCUUCCAAGCCACAACCCCCUCCGGUGGCUUUGAAGCCAUCUUUCGGGACUAGGACAGCACUCAAACCACCGGCUCCAGCCACACUGCCCCCAGGUGAAGAGGGCGAGCAGGAGGAUGAUGAAGAGUUGGGAGAAGGGGGUCAGCAGAAGUCUGUGCUGGGCAAAGUGAAAAUAUUUGAGAAACUGGAUCACAAAGCUCGAGCUCAGAGACUGCAGGAACUACAAGAAGCACAAAUGGCAAGACUGGAAAUAGCACAAAAGAACCCAGAUAUCUACGCAAUUCCUAUAAAACCACCGAAAGUGGAGCAGCCCCAGUCACACAGGCCUCCCGAGCCCCAGAAGCCCCCAUCACAAUCUUACCUGGACCCCAGCGGAAUUGGCUACAGAGGGGAAGAUGAGGAGGAGGAGGAGGAGCAGUAUCGCAGGCAACUUGCUGACCAUUCAAAGCGAGGUUACUAUGGCCAGCACGGGUCUCAACCCACCAAAUACAGGGAUACUGAACUGUAGAAGGGGAACAUUUUGUAACCAUGAUUUUAAUAAAAGAGGAAAAACAAAACAAAAAAAAAUGCUGGAAAUGACCUGCUGGCCUAUUAGCUCCUGGACCUUCAGUUGCUGAUUGACUUGCUGUUGCUCCCAGCAAUAGUAUUUUUAUUCUGAUAGGACUUGUAUACUUUGCAAAUGCUGUUCUAACUGCCUUUUACUAUAGUUUUCACAUGAAGUUUUUUUUUACAUAAUUUACAAUUCAAGAACAAAUUACAGUAAAAAAAGAAUAAUUGGACAGACCUCCUUUAUAACAAAGUUCUACACAGGAACACAAGUGCCUCUUAUUUUUUUUCUUGAACAAAAAGCUUCCUUUUGGAUAAAAUGUAAUUGGUGAAGGUGAUGACACUGGACUUGGUUUGAAUUUGAGUUAUAUUGUUAACUGAUAAGCCAUUGUGGUGUAAAGUUCUUUUUGGGACCAGAGGAAAGAGUUCCUAAUUUGUAAGUGAUGUGUGCAAGAAUGUGUCUUGUACCCAAAAUGCAUUUUCUUUCUAACUUGUCAUGAUGGUGUUGGUUUUAAGUUGAUCAAAUAAAACAAUGUAUUUAAGUGCCA
Messenger RNA from Pristis pectinata (smalltooth sawfish), 4364 nucleotides. It is a transcript of the gene tjp2a, whose product is annotated as tight junction protein 2a (zona occludens 2). The record is from RefSeq and is a predicted model, not a curated record. The transcript is spliced from 23 exons. Bases 149 to 3778 code for a protein of 1209 amino acids. Gene Ontology annotation, molecular function: cell adhesion molecule binding. Gene Ontology annotation, biological process: establishment of endothelial intestinal barrier; protein localization to cell-cell junction; cell-cell adhesion. Gene Ontology annotation, cellular component: bicellular tight junction; plasma membrane. Lineage: Eukaryota; Metazoa; Chordata; Chondrichthyes; Rhinopristiformes; Pristidae.